This is a messenger RNA of Poecilia reticulata (guppy), 463 nucleotides long. RefSeq names its product protein NCBP2AS2-like. The record is from RefSeq and is a predicted model, not a curated record. NCBI's taxonomy places the organism in Eukaryota, Metazoa, Chordata, Actinopteri, Cyprinodontiformes, Poeciliidae.
AAACAACUCAAUUGAAUGCAGAUUACCGUAACCCUUGAAGAAGAAGAUUCUCUUGUGUUACCAAACAGCCACUGUGUCUUUAUGUCAUUUAAAUCCAACUUCAGCUGAAGGUUGAAAGAAGAGAAGAAGAAGAAGCAGCUAACCGRCUGCGGACAAAAUGCUAUCUCGCAUGUUAGCGUAUCUCGUCAAUAACCUCCAGGUUAUUGAGAAGUUGGCGGAGUCCCGUCCGAUCCGGAGGGCGGCUCAGCUYACGGCGUACGCCCUCACMAAGGCUCAGAUCGUCGGCCGGGACACGUCGGAGCGAGUCAUGCGGUCCCAGACGCUGCGGCAGGUCCGACAGGAAGCCGGCAGAGUCCCCGGCGACCUGGAGGAGGCGAGCAACCGCCUGCGGAGAGUCCGGGAGACGUUCGUGAAGGAGGUGAAGGACGGAUGGAAAGAUGGCUCCAGGCGGAUCAAGAAGUAG